Linum tenue is the source of this 375-nucleotide messenger RNA. The record is from the annotation of a GenBank genome assembly. NCBI's taxonomy places the organism in Eukaryota, Viridiplantae, Streptophyta, Magnoliopsida, Malpighiales, Linaceae.
AUGAUAGCAAACGUGGACCUAAUAACGGCGGCGUUGCUCCACGGGGCAUUCAUCGCCGCCGUCCUCACAGCGGCAAGCUUCAUCCUCCUCUUCGCACUCUCGCUGGCCACCUUCGUCGCCCUCUUCUCCAUCCCGAUCGUCGACCUCCACGACGCCGUUUCGUUCCUCUCCGGCCACUACCUCGAGUCCGUCGUUCAGCCCAACAUCCACCUGGCUUCCUUUCUCGCCCUCUACUCCUCGCUCGGCUACGCCAUCGAGCUCCACUCCGCCGCCGCCUCCACUCCUCUCUACCGCCGGCUCCGGAGAUUUGUGACCUCGCCGGCGGCUCCGUCGGUGCGUCGUCUUGUUGGUAUUGUCCAACGGAUCAUCAUGUAG